Molecule: messenger RNA, 7483 nt
Organism: Ruditapes philippinarum (Manila clam)
Lineage: Eukaryota; Metazoa; Mollusca; Bivalvia; Venerida; Veneridae
Product: fibroblast growth factor receptor-like 1
Exons: 8
Coding region: 1028-2569 (513 amino acids)
Cellular component (GO): plasma membrane
Molecular function (GO): fibroblast growth factor receptor activity; fibroblast growth factor binding
Source: RefSeq, a predicted model, not a curated record
UACUGUUGAUGUAAGAGAGAAAUUUAUAGAGAGACGGUAUGCGAAGUAGCAAAGGGUUUAGGUGAUCAUUGUCGAUGCUACUGCCUUACUGACGAGACGUAUUUGAUAGUUAGCAAAUGAUUAUAGCUGAUUUAUGACUUGCUUUCUUGUUUGCUUACUCGCCAUUGUUACGUUUACGAGUGAUGUUAAUUUGAUUUAGAUGUGGUGAAAGUUUAACGGAUUUUUUUAUGGAUAAUUGCUAAAUAUAUUAUUAUUAUACAUUUUAAGUGCAUCGAUAGAAAAAACAAUAAACACCGUUAAAAUUUGGACAUUAAAUUAAAAUUAUGUGACUAUUUAUUGAUAAAGAUGGUGAUUAUAGCAUCGUAAUUACAGGAGUGAAUGAAUUGAAUAUUGCUUGCUUAUUAACUUUGUGGGAAGUGUAACGGUGAUUUUAUCUAUAUGGAGUACUGUAUAUAAUUAUCAUGAUUUUAUAAAUAGUAAUCACAUGUAAUAAUAAUUUUAUAGACCACGGAGCUAUACAAUUAGGUAUAUAAUUACGAGGGAGAAACUGACAGUGUUGUGCUGAACGUGUAUUAGGCUGUAUAUUAUCAGGGUGUAUUGUAGCCCCAUUUUUGUGUUACCACAAAGGGGAAGACAAAUGGGAUAACAUUUGAACUGUUGUCGUACUAAAGUGAUAGUAAAACUCGAGCUAUGUGUUUACAUCAUUUCUUUGAUAAGUUAUACAAAGGGGCGAAUCUCUUGUGUGUUUAAGUUUUAAGUGUGUCUAUGUCAAACUUGAUUUUGAGUACACAGGACAAAAAAUAAUUUCCAUGUAUAUACCGGGUGACAUUCGAUGGAGAUAGAUUUGGGAAUUUUUUGCGUGUGUGUUAAAAUUUAUGAAAGUUAAUAGAGUAAAAUAGGAUAACGUUGUAUACCGACUUUAUCUGAUAAAAUUUGUUUGGGGUCAAAGUACCAAGUUUUAUGAAAUAAUGUAUUCAAUAAAGGAUGUUAUUUACUCGCUGCAGUAGGUGAAAAAAGUAGCUCAACAAUGUAUAAAGGAUACGUUCCCCUCAACUUAGCCCUUGUUUCCUUGUUGAUAGCAUUGUGCUCAGCUGUUGGGCCUCCAAAGCAGGUUGGUGAAUAUCAAGCUCGACAGAUUGCAAAAGUUGGUCAAACGAAGAAGCGGUUUGCCUGUCCAGUUGAGGCAGACCCUGUACCAAUUGUACAAUGGCUCAAAGAUGGUGACACAAUCACGGAAAUGUGGCCAAGAUAUCGGAUAACGAAGAAAGAAGGGGCGUUAAGAAUUAAAGACAUAGAAUUGGAUGAUGCGGGGAUAUUUGUUUGCAAGGCAACAAAUGGUUUUGGCAGUAUAAAUGUCAAUUUCUCACUCGUAGUUGUUGACAAAGAGACUGGUUUGGUAAAGCAGGGAGGCAGUGUGUACGAGCCGGGCCCAGACGAGGAUUUAACUAAAGAAGGAGUCAAACCUAAGUUCAUAGAACAAGAGAAAAUGGAACGCAAAAGUGUGAUAGUUCGGCCUGUUGGUAGUUCAUUACGACUACGCUGCCGAGCCAACGGAAACCCCCUUCCCAUGGUGCAUUGGUUGAAGGACGGUCAAAAAACAAUACUCAUUUCAGACGAAGGGUCUGAUGGUGAUAAAAAGAAAUGGACGUUAAAAUUACGAGACUUACAAGAGACUGAUAGCGGGACCUAUCAGUGUGUAGUGUCAAAUAGGCAUGGAGUUAUUAAUUUUACUUACUCUGUAGAAGUUAUAGGUCAAAUGAAAACCAAGCCAGUAUUGAUAGGGCCUCACCCUCUGAAUGAGACAGUUACCCUCGGAGGCUAUGCCUCCUUUCAAUGUAAAGUGAAGAGCCAAGUUAAACCUCAUAUACAGUGGUUAAAAAGGUUAGAUAAAGAACUAGAGGCCACUGUUAAUAGUACUAAUAUAAUAGAAGUUAAAGGACAAAAAUUUGUGGUGCUAAAAACUGGUGAGGUGUACAAAGACAAUGGAGGUUUCUAUGUGAAUAAACUUGUGAUAAAAAAUGUGUUAGGGUCAGAUGUAGGCAUGUAUAUAUGCCUUGGUGCCAAUACAAUGGGCUACAGCUUUAGAAGUGCCUUCCUUACUAUAGUAUCAGAAAGUUUAGAUAAUCCGAUGGCAAUAAAUCCUGCCUCGGCAAUAAAACCUGGUUUACAAGGAAUACCAUCUGGAACGGCACAAGGAUCAGGGUCGGAGGGGACUAGUGAAGAAGAAGUUGGGAAUGGCAGUUUGCCCCUUAUCAUUGCAAUACCAGCAUGUGUAGCAAUAGUGUUAGUGACGCUGGCUAUAUUUAUUCUAAAAAGGCGAAAAAAGUGUAAUAAUAAUUCAAAUGCUCGUAGAAAUACUCGCUUUAAUGCGGUGCCGACGCAGGAGCGUGAAAACUUUCCUCCUGCGGCACAAUACCCUCAUAUUUUACCUCCUAAAGGUCCGCCCAAUAGAUCUAUGGAUAAAGCAUCCACAAAACAUAGUUCAGACUUUUACUCAGACAUAUCGUCUGUAUCAAGGUGCCAUCAUCAUCCGCAACAAGGGCAUAGCAAUCAUCAGUAUGGGUAUUGAACUCUUGGUGAUGAUGGUAAAAACUUGAGAAGAAAAAUAUGUGUCCAAAACACUAGUGCUAUUUUCGGAAGCUGACAUUGAGCAUGUUGGUGCUUCACUGCAAUAUGUCAUGGCUAAUACAAGUAGAAAAUGUUGUGAAAUAAAAACUUCAAAAGCCAUUUUUCAAAAUAUUGCUGACCGGCCAUUUGCAAUAUAAAAUGGCCGAUAAGCUGUUUUUCGGAAUACAAAGCCAAUAAGCAGUUUUUUUCAAUUUUAAUAGUUGAAAGAUCUGUUUUUCGACAAUUACAAAAUGGCUGACAUGUAGAUGUGAUUGUAAGUCAUAAUGGGUCUUAUAGGAAGUAGGCAACUACGAUAAUUAGUUAACAUUUAUGUAACUGAGAAGAUGAGCUAUGUUUUUCAGAAUUGUGAUAUUGCUUUACAAAUUAAAUGAUUGAUAUUCACGGAGAAUCAAAAAGCAUAGAGGGAGCAUUUGCGUGACAACAUUUUCACUAAAAUGACAAAACUUUCGUUAUCAGAAAGUGUUUCUACAAGAAUCAGUGGUAAACUGAAUUGUUUACACAAUUAUUUAUACUAGCAUUAUUACCUAUAUUGAUUUGAUGUAUUAUUUUUUUACAUAUUAAAAAAAAAAAAUGUUUAUCAAUACAUAAAGGGUACAUAUUGUGUAGAGACUACAAAUUGCCAUGUGUAGGUAAGGACGAUAGACUGGUGCCACAAGUAAAAUUCUAGACUGUGAUUACAUUUCUAAGAGAUAGUGACUGAGUAUUGUAACAUAUUUUUAGCUGAUCAUUUUUGCAAUAUAUAAUAUGUUGUUGUUUUUUUUUCUUUUUUGCUGGGGAAGAAAACAUGUUAAUUCUGAUUAUUGUAAUAAUAUUUGUUCUUUUAAAGUAAACUUAAAUGUAACAUUGUCAUUCAUGAUAGAAGUAAAUUAGUUAUAAUAAUGAUUUUUAACUAGUUUUAGUUCUUAUAAAAAAAUUGUUUGGCUUCCUUUUUUUACUUUUUUUUUUCCGUUUUUUAACGUAAAAAGUCUAACAAUCUUCUUUUUUUUAAAUUGAUGUUCAAUGUUGAUAAUCAUUACUAUAUAUCUAGUAUUGAUUUUUUUUUUUUAAUUCUCUAAUAUGAUAUGAUAUAAAAUAUAAUAGAAGAUUUGCGAGAUGAAAUAUUCUUAGAAGUGUUGGUUUCUUGGUGCUAUAAUGCUAUAUCAUAGUUUAUCUGUGUAAGGUAAGGACACUUGAUAGUGUAUGAUUUUGUAAAUGUAUUUCUAACAUGUGAUACAAGUUAGGCUUAAGAACAGUGACGCAGUCAAUUUUUUUUUAUUUACAAGUCCAAAUGGACAAAAUACAGCUUUUGUCAUAAGAAAAUACAGAGAAAAGAAAAGAUCAUGACUAAUUAUUUUCUUUUGAUUAAGUAACUAACUAUAAACACAACUAUGAUUUUUUCUAGCCUAACAAUUUUUUCUACAGUAUAUUUCUUGACUAUUCUACAUGUGUCUCCUAUUUUCAAUCAGUUGACAUUAUAUCUAGAGACCAAAUUUCACCAGAUUUUAUUGGAGUGCAAUUUUUAUCAAGUUUUCUUCUGGGUAACAGAGAACAAGCAACUUUAGUGCAGAAAUAUUAGAAAUAAUUAAGUUCAUUCAUGAAAAAAAAUGAGCUGUGUCAUGACAACAUAAUGGGUUUGCGACCAGCAUGGAUCCAGACCAGCCUGCGCAUCUGCGCAGUCUGAUCAGGAUCCAUGCUGUUCGCUUACAAUCCCAAUAGCAAGUAGAGAAACUGAUAGCGAACAGCAUGGAUCCUGAUCAGACUGCGCGGAUGCGCAGGCUGGUUAGGAUCAAUGCUGGUCGCAAAUGCACUAUGUUGGUUUUGUCAUGACACGGCUCAAAUGUCAUUCAAUUACAGGUAUUAUUCAAUUAUUUCAUAAGACAAAAUUAAAAGAACAUAUUAAGCAUGCCUCUGAAAAUGCUGUAAGAAAUGAAUUUAGUUAAUGUCAUUAAGCACUGAGGUAGAUGGAUACUAGAUACGGCAUAAACAUGGUAACUUUUUCCAGAUUUAUAAUAAUUUCAAGCAAAUUAAUAAGACAUUUCCUUUUUGCAUUAUCAAGUAGUUUAUAUUUUGAAUGACUCAUUUUAUAUAAUGUGUGCAAAUGAGUGUGUGUAUAGUUAUAAGCUGUAAACAUACACACAAAAAGAAGUUCCUUGUAAGAGGAGUGAUACUAGAACUAUUUUUAUGUAAAAAAAAAUCAGUAUUUUAUGUGAUAUAGUAUAUAUAUUUAAGUGAAAAUGUGUGUAUUUGUUCUUUCUCCUAUUAAAAUGAGUGUUUAAAAUGAGAUAAGAUGUAUUUUUAAUAUAUUAAUUUUUUGUGCAUCUUUGAAAUUAUUAUGCUAGUAAAUGUAAAAGCUGAUGCUCUUACAUUUAUAAAGUAAGCAAAAAAAAUAAUUUUGAUAUGCUUUUAAAGAGUUCUAAAAAUGUUGAAACAUUUCUUCUUAGUUUCUUAUUUUGACAUUUAUUGCAAAAAGCGUUGUUUUCUCCAUGGAUAGGUUGUUCAGGUCUUUUAUUUUUGCCUAUCUAAUGUCAGCACUUUUUAUGAUAGAAAAUUUGGUGGAAAGUUUACUUUUCUGGGAAAUAAAAUGUCAUGAAGAUAUUUGGAAAUGCAUUCAUAUCAGAAGUACUUGGGAUAAGUAUAGCAUGUAAAAAGAUAGUAAGAAAAAUCCUUGGGGGGGGGGGGAUAUUGGCAACAAAAGUCAUCUUAAUGAAACUGCAUGCUUCCAGAUUUUUUUUUUGUUAUUUUAGAAAUUCAAAGAAUGCAUUUGUUGGUAACAAACAGUAAUGGUUGAAAAAAAGGAAAAAAGAAAUUAAGUGAAUUAGUAAAGAUUUUAUCAACUGACAUUCUUGUAAAUCUGCUGUCUAAUGCAUACAUACCAACACACACGCUAAAUUUUUGUCAAUUUGUUGUUGAGGUUUUUUUUCAACAGUUGAGUGUUAGCAACAUAUUCCACAAACAUACGCCACUAGAAAAGACCCCAAGUCAGUGACUCAGUCAUGCAAGGUGCAUAGCAGUUAUUCAGACUAAUAGAUAAUAAUUGCUUUUGUGAAACUGACAAUGUAGGGUGACCUAACUAAACAGCAAGUCCAUUUUGAAGAUAUUUAAAAGAUUAUAAAUUUGACAGGAUUUUUUCCAAAUUUAAAAUUAUACUAAAUUUUAUUUGUCACUCACUCAAUUUCAAAUUGUUAAUGAUUUAAUUUGUCACUGACUCCAUAUAUUGGCAGAAAUACUCUGCAAAUUUUAAGAUAAAUGAAGGAAAAAAUAUAAUUCUUUACUGCGUCAUGUUCCCAUUCUUGUCUGUGCACAGAUUAAUUACCCAUUGAAUUAUUAUGAUUACAUUUGAAAUGCAUUUUCUUUCAUUAUAUUAGAGCACAAUGAUGAUUCAUCCUUAUUUUUGGGGUUUUUUUUCUAUUCAUUUUUUUCCCGCCUUUUUUAUUUCUACACAAUCAUGCAAUUACACAAAAACCUCAUAACAUUUUUUAUGAUCUUGACAAGAGGUGCAAUACUCAUUCAUGGACAGAAGUUUAUUACUGUUUUGGCUCAUGUUCUACUAUAAUAGCACAUAUCGUCACCUUAGUGCAGUAACAGGUUAACUCCUAUUAAAUUUUAUAAGGAGUUAACCCAUUACUGCAUCAAGGUGACUAUAUGCUGAAGAGGUUUGUUAUUGUUUUAAAAUACAAUGUAGAUUUUAAAAAAAGUCAAAUGCUUCAUUUCGUAAUAAUAAAUCACAUUUUUUGCUUUGGUUAAUUGUUUUUCGUAAAAAUAGAAUGUCUUUUUUUCCAAUAUAGUAUUUUCCUGUUACUAAUUAAGUUCACACAUAAUUUUUGUAUUUUCUUGGGCCGAUGAUUAUGUAUAUCUUCACUCUGUAGGGAAUUCCUAAACAUUGACUGGCAUUUAUGUACUAACAUAAAAAUAAUUUCAUCUACAACAAAAUUUGUUGUCAUACAAUUCUUGCUAUGGAGUUUAGUUUUUUAAAAUCAAGGAUUCUGGUUAAAAUCAUUUGCCAUUACCAUUUGAAGAUACAAACCCUCUUUUUAGCAUUUAUUGUAUCUGUAAACCAUUCUUUUGUGUUCUUGUUGUGUGUUUGACAAUAACUAUUGGAUAAAAGGUACUUAACUUACUUUUCUUUAAAAUAAAAUAAUGUUAAAAAAACGAAACUCAAUAAAUUUUCUCAUUAACACAAAAUCUUCAUCAAGCACAAUGAAUAUGUAGACAGGACUUGGAUGUUUUAGUUAUAAGAGCAAAUGAAGGAUGAAAGGUUUCAUUUUACUUGUUAAAAGUAAAUGAUGUAACAACUGUUGACAAAAUAACUUUUACUUCUUUAUUUCUUACACAGCAAGCUUUAGUUAUUUUCCCAUUUUGUAAAUGAUUCCUCACAUUUGUCACUUUUCCUGUGUAUAUAUUGUUUUGUUUUUUUAUUUUGCAAAUAGAUAUUACCUCACAAUUGACUAGUUUUGUUUAGCCUGUUAUCUGCUGCAUUUGUAUAAUGAAUCUGCCCUGCUUUUAGUUUGGAACAGUCCAAGUUUAAGGGAUUUCAAUAUCAAUGUACUGAAAUUGAGCUACAUGUUCCAACAGUAUAGAGUCUGGCCAGACUACAUGGAUGUGCAGGCUCUCCUGGCUCUAUACUCGGGGGGCCAUUGUCUGUACCAGUAGGUUGCAGAUUAGGUUACAUCAGUCUGGUAUCGCUAAUGUUUCCUUGUUGCUUUGUUUCAAUUUUGUUCUUAAACACUUAGUUCAUUAUUAUAAACACUUAGUUCAUUAUCAUACAAGUUUCUUUCAUUUAUUUUUAGUACCAACAAUCUGUCAAGACAUUUUUGCAAUUUGUGAGAACUUAUUUCUAUAAAUACUUGAGGAAGAUAGGGUCUUGUCUGAUCUGAUU